UAGUGCACCGGUUUGGAACGUCGUGUCGCCAGCGGGCUGUCAGUUGGGGGGAGAGAGGACAGAGGAGGAAUCGGUCCAGCAUCUCUGGAGCAGCGGAGCGAAGCGGAUGACAGCGGCACACAGCAGCUAAAAUGAGGAGAUUUUAGCUCGAUGUUUCCCCACACUGGAUGUUUAAAACGUGGAUGUUUAAAGACUGACCCUGCUCGUCUGCCGUAGAUCAGCGCGGAGAUCUGACUUUAUUCUAUCAAUGAGAUAUGUGGAGUGGCUCUACCGCCCGGUGGUAACGCAGAAAAACACAAGAUGAAGAAGCAGUUCAACCGAAUGAGACAGCUCGCCAACCAAACAGUGGGCAGGGCUGAAAAAACAGAAGUAUUAAGUGAAGAUCUACUACAGGUGGAGAAACGUCUGGAGCUGGUCAAGCAGGUUUCCCACAGCACACACAAGAAGUUGACCGCCUGUCUGCAGGGCCAGCAGGGCGUGGACGUGGACAAGAAGUCUGUCAGGUCGCCCUCGAAGAAGCUUCCUCUUACAACACUAGCACAAUGUAUGGUGGAGGGGGCGGCUGUGCUCGGGGACGAGUCUCUACUAGGGAAGAUGCUGAAGCUCUGCGGCGAGACGCAGGAAAAACUCGCUCACGAGCUCAUCUUGUUCGAGCUCACCAUCGAGAGGGACGUCGUCGACCCUCUGUACGACCUCGCAGAGGUGGAAAUCCCAAAUAUCCAGAAACAAAGGAAACAUUUAGCGAAGCUGGUCCUGGACAUGGACUCAGCGCGCACACGGUAUUAUCAGUCCACAAAGUCUUCAGGACUGUCUAGCAACCUGCAGCCAACGGGAGCCAAGGCCGACCACCUCAGGGAAGAGAUGGAGGAGGCAGCCAACCGCAUGGAGAUAUGUCGAGAUCAGCUAUCGGCAGACAUGUACAGUUUUGUGGCCAAAGAAAUGGACUAUGCAAGCUACUUCCAGACACUGAUAGAAGUCCAGGCAGAGUACCACAGGAAGUCAUUAGAGCUGCUUCAGAGUGUGCUGCCUCAGAUCAAAGCUCAUCAGGAGACCUGGGUGGAGAAGCCGUGCUACGGGAAACCAUUAGAGGAGCACUUAGCACUCAGCGGGAGAGAUAUUGCCUUCCCCAUCGAGGCCUGUGUCACCAUGCUGCUGGAGUGCGGCAUGCAGGAGGAGGGUUUGUUCAGAAUCGCUCCGUCGGCCUCCAAACUGAAGAAGCUGAAGGCGUCUUUGGACUGCGGCGUGAUGGAUGUUCAGGAGUACUCUGCAGACCCUCACGCCAUCGCAGGGGCUUUGAAGUCCUACCUGCGGGAGCUUCCUGAGCCGUUAAUGACAUACGAGCUCUACAACGACUGGAUCCAGGCCUCCAACAUUCAAGAUCAAGACAAGAGACUGCAGGCUCUCCUCAACGCCUGUGAGAAACUACCCCCAGCUAACAACAACAACUUUAAGUAUUUGAUCAAAUUCCUCUCCAAACUGACCGAAGACCAGGAUGUGAACAAGAUGACGCCUGGAAACAUCGCUAUUGUCCUCGGGCCGAACCUGCUGUGGAUGCACAACGAAGGAAACAUCCCAGAGAUGAUGACCACAGUUUCCCUGCAGAUCGUCGGCAUCAUCGAGCCCAUCAUCCAGCACGCUGACUGGUUCUUCCCUGGAGAAAUCGAGUUCAACGUCACGGGGAACUACGGAAGCCCAGUCCACACCAACCACAACUCCAACUACAGCUCGAUGCCGUCUCCGGACAUGGAGCAGAUGGAGCGGAAGCAGAACGACCAGAGUCGACGGCCGCUCAGCGUCGCCACGGACAACAUGAUGCUGGAGUUCUACAAGAAGGACGGCAUUAGGAAGAUACAAAGCAUGGGUGUCAGGGUGAUGGACACUACUUGGGUGUCACGCAGGGGCUCGUCUUCUACGCGUAAAAGCUCUUCCACGCCACCGAGCGUGCAUCCCCCUCUCCCGCCCACUGACGCUCUCAUCCCCGAGCAGCCUGGGGAUUUCUCUGCCUCCCCCUCCCCCACCCCUCCUCCCACUAACAGCGACCGAGCCAGUCCAAGCAUCAUUAAAAGCAUAACAGUCCAUUGUCGCAAGGCCCUGCAAUGGAUGAGCUCGGAUGAUGCAUCCUCCAAUUGGUCGGACUCCGGUUACGCCUACCCCUCCCCUGAGGAGGAGAGGCCGCCUCCCCCUUACCCCUCUUCCUCAUCUUCCUCCUCCUCCUCCUCUUGCUCUUCCUACUCGCUCCCUCACCACCAUUUCUAUACCCGAGCACCUCCGGGUAUGCGUCCAGUCGCUCCCAAUCCCGAAUCCGUGCCUCCCGGCCCGUCACCUCCCUCCCGUCGCUGUGGCUACAGCCCACCCUCACUCCCACACUCCCUCUGCCCAUCCCCUCAGCCGCUUGACGUCAACUCCAACCCCAAACCAAAUUCCUUGCACCUGCCCAAACAGGCCUCCCUGUCCGAUGCUUCGCAUGCCGCCCCGUCCGAAACGAAUGGCUCCACCCUUUACAUCAAACCCCCGCUCGUUGUUACUCGUCACGAUCUGUUCCUGGGCUCCCCCAAACCCCCCAACACCCCCCUAUCUGCUCCCCCUCCAUGGGCAGCCUGUGCCUGUAGCCGGGAGAGAGGAGCCAAGCUGACUAGUACUCUAAAGAACAAGGAGCUGUCUCCAGUGAUCGGACAGAAGGGACUCCAGGGGACGAUGACCUCUAGUGGACAGUCUGAUCACAGCCCACUCACCCUGAGGAGAGCUAAGAAGCUGGCCCCGAUCCCACCUAAAGCCCCGUACUGCCAGUCAGGAGCCAUGUCUGACCAGUCGACAGGUCAGCCGUCUCCAGUCAGCCUGUCGCCCACCCCUCCCAGCACGCCCUCCCCGUACAGCUUCAGCUACCCGCAGGGAUACGCCACCAUUGGCUCCCCGGGACAGAUCCAGAUGGCCACCACCCCGUGUCUCUCCUCUCCACCCUCGCUGGCCGGGACUCUCACCAAGACUCGGCCGACCCCGAAGCCGCCUCGACAGAGGCCCAGCUUACCUCCUCCUCAGCCCCCCAGCACGCCGGGCACCAGCCCCCAGCCUCUGGACCAUUCCACAGGCCUCCUGGACGGUUUGUCUCCUGGGGAGAGCAUGUCCACAGAUUCUCUCUGCAACUUGGACAUCCCCAUCAUUGACGUGGACCUGGACUGUAUUUUUGACUUGCCCCACAUCUCCCCCUUCAGGAACUCAGUGGCACGGUUUGAGUCGUCCAACAACAGAGCGGAGUCGGAGGAAGAGUGCGAGAGUACAGUGCUAUGACGCCACUGAGUCCCCUUCCUCCCUCCCCCACCCGUCAGCUGAUUUAAUGAAACCCAACGCUACUGCUGCACCGUCUCACUCAACAACAACAACAACAACAACAACAACAACAGAAAAACUCCACACACUCAAUCGUUGACCUUUCACCUCUCCAGCUGGAUUUCUUCAGCCUCACUCUGGAUCUCAUCCUCACACCUCACCUGUACUCGAUCCAGAGGGCUCGACUGGUAAAAACAUUUAGAAAAUAACAAAAAAUACGCACCUAAAAGAAAUCCUGAUCUCAUGAGGCGUUAGCGACAAUAUUGUCAGGGGACUUUUGAUCGGACACACAAUUUGACAUUUUAAUGUUGGCUGUUUUAUUUAAUGUUUUAUGUUUCUUUCUGCCUUAUUUUGAUUCACUUGCAAUAUUGCCUUUAACUUCGCACACGAGACUGGAAACAGGCUGCUGGGAGGAACGAGUGCUCUUUGCUGCUGCCGCUGCUUCUCGUGAGUUCAUUUUAAGAAGGAAGAACAACACAGUACUGUACAUCUGUCCUGCCAACACGUUCUCUUUCUGUUUAUCUCCCAUCAUCCUUCAUUCCUCAGGGGUAUCAGUUGAAAUGCCUUGCUGUGGCAUGUGGUGGCAAACACACCCCCCCCCCCGAAUUUCUGUCCCACCUGAGCGUUCACUGUGAGUGUGCCAGUAUGUCGUUUUGGAAAGUGUGUGUGUGUGUGUGUGUGUGUGUGUGUGUGUGUGUGUGUGUGUGUGUGUGUGUUUAUAUGUGUUUGGUAAUUGUACUUUAUGAUGUUGCACUGUUGGCGUCGUGGAGCAUAAACAGGAAUGCAUGUUUUAGAGAUUUAGGAAAAUAAUUCCCAGGUUGCAAAGAGCUCAAUCACACAAUCAGGAUAUGAAUCACUGAAUAUUUAUUGUUUAUAUUGUACAUUUUCAGAAUAUAUGAUACAAUUAACAUUUUAAAUCAAAUCAGAUCAUAUUUUGUAUCUACAGGAGAGCUAUAAAGACAGUUUCCUCCACAUAGAAUUGAGUAGAUGCUGUCAGGGAGCUAUUAAACAUAUGAGAUGCAUAGUUUAUGAAAGGUACAGAAUGCAAAAGGUCUAGUAAGCUGGAGAAUUAACAACUCCAUGUGAUUACACACAAUUAUUUUGGCAGCAAGCUUACAAGUUUACGUGGGAUACUUCAUUUUCCCAUGUCGAGUAAUUUUCGAGAACGUGGAGCUGAAUCCGCAGAGAGACAUUGAUGCCUGGAGUGUGCCAACAGAACAUAUGCUCAAAUUAAUAAUUAUUAAUUGUCCAGCUGUUUUGUAUUGGCAGGAGUGUGGCCAAUCAGAGCUCCUGCUGCUGCUCUGAGGGUUGAACUUUCUUUAAAGGUGCCCUGUGGAGUUUUCUUAUAAAUGAACAAAAGUUAUGUUUACAUUCAGUGUUUCUCUUGAAACACAAAAAAAUAUCUUGAAUGCAUUUUCUUCCCCAUAAAACAUUAGCAAAGCCAAAUU
Molecule: messenger RNA, 4772 nt
Organism: Sander lucioperca (pikeperch)
Lineage: Eukaryota; Metazoa; Chordata; Actinopteri; Perciformes; Percidae
Product: rho GTPase-activating protein 44
Exons: 23
Coding region: 301-3285 (994 amino acids)
Biological process (GO): negative regulation of Rac protein signal transduction; signal transduction; regulation of actin cytoskeleton organization
Cellular component (GO): leading edge membrane; intracellular anatomical structure; cytoplasm
Molecular function (GO): GTPase activator activity; protein binding
Source: RefSeq, a predicted model, not a curated record